Sceloporus undulatus (fence lizard) is the source of this 2565-nucleotide messenger RNA. Its product is annotated as fish-egg lectin-like. The record is from RefSeq and is a predicted model, not a curated record. The transcript has 5 exons. Bases 110 to 880 code for a protein of 256 amino acids. NCBI's taxonomy places the organism in Eukaryota, Metazoa, Chordata, Lepidosauria, Squamata, Phrynosomatidae.
AAUCCUUUCCCCUUUAUAAAAUGGACAUCCCAUCUGGUAGACAAGUGAGAGAAGAAUUGUCUUCUUUCAUUUACCCAGUACAAGGCAGGCCUACUAAAGAGCAGAAGCCAUGGCAAUGAAAAGGAUUCUGUUCCUUUUGGCUGAUUUGGUGCUUCUAAAUGCUCAACUAUGCACAGAAAUUCCUAACCCUGGACUUCUAAAACAGAUUGAUGCUGGCAAUGGACUUGUAGUUGGUCUGGAGCCUACAGGCAAUGCAUUCAUGUUGAAUGGAGAAGACUGGCUCUAUUUGGCAGGAGGAAUGAAACAUGUGUCUGCUGGCAUUAGUGGCAUAUGGAUGGUUGACAAUGACAACUUUAUCUAUCGUCUGAUAGGAGGCAAUUUGGAAAAAGUAUCAGAAUCAUUCCAACAGAUUGAUGCAGGUGGAGAUCUCUUUGUGGCUGGCAUUAAAUCAAACCACCAGUCAGUAUGUCUUUCAAGUGCCGACUUCCUCACGAUGAAGCCUAGCUCCCUAGUAACCUGGAGUAAUAUGGAUCGAGAACUGAAAUAUUUGACCUGUGGUUUGAAUGGUUGCUGGGGUGUGAACAGUGCGGAUGCUGUCUAUUUUCGUAUUGGCAUCGAACCACACAGAUGCCAGGGAAACCGCUGGGACUACAUUGCUGGUACAUUCUCCAUGGUUAAGGUUGGGAGCGAUGGAAAUGUCUAUGCAGUGAAGAAAGGAGGGGAAGUCUACCACAGGGUUGGUAUCACAGACAGCAAACCUUCAGGCACCAAAUGGAUGAAAGUCAACAGCAUCACUGCCCGUGCCAAAGAUUUGGCUUAUGACCUGAAUGUUCUAUGGCUGAUCACUCAGGAUGACAAGAUUCUGCGAUGUCAGAUGUAGAUCUCCAGCACUCCUUCUUGCUUCACUUUCACGGACUUGAUUCCAAAAUGGUUGGGGUUUUGUGAUCAUUUCAUUUAAGUAUCUGUUUUCAGAUCUAAAAGGAUGGAAACAUCUGCUGCUUAUUUAGAGGAAGAUUUUGGGUCCAUUGGUUUUGCAUAGAUAGAGUUACAGUUGUUGCAACUUUGAAAAUGGGAAAAUCAACCCCCGCUGAAAGCUCUCAGGCCAAGAGGAUUUUCACACAUAGCAUGUUUUAACCUCAUUCCAGCCAUUUUUAAAGUGUCCAGGUUUUCCAGUUCAUGAUCUUGGGUUGCAUAAGACAUCCAGGCCCACAGAUCAUUGGGGAGGAGGUAUUGGCUAUGAGCACUGGGUAGGGAAGAAUGUCUGAUUCAAUUCCAUUCUGUUUCAUCCUUCAAGUAGGAGAAUUCAGGUAACCUGCUGGGAAAGGUCUUCCCACUUUUGCUCACUUCUUUUUCUUACCCCAUUUCAGGAAGGGAAUUAUGUGUCUCAGCACAGCUUUUGCUGUUGGCUAAAAGUGGUCAUCCUAUGGCUUGGUACCCAAUCUGCUCCAUAAAUAGUUCUGGAAACUAUAUUAUUUUGGUGAACAUGCUUUAGCUGUCCAGCAAAAUCACCCAGCUCUGAAUUUAAUCCAGUAGAGUUUAGAGAUAUUACUUUUUGUGACUAUAGCUUCCAGAAUCUCCCAAACAACAUGCCUUUGGCCAUUCAUAGUGGAUUCUGGUAGUCCCACAAAUAACUUUUCCAAGUUAAACUAAGAAGGGAUAAAAGAUGUUUUCAUAAGCCUUUUACUGUGCUCUUUGUGGGUUGUUUUGUUUGUGUCUUCUGUUUAUUUUGUAGCCAGUGUUUAGAUAUUUUUUGUGCCUCUUAUUUUUACAGUCCGCCCUUGCCAUAUGCAGGAGAUCCAUUCUGGACACACACACACCGCGUAAGGCAAAAAACGCAGGACCCCAAGUCCCAUUUGUAUGAAUGGGGCAUGCUCCUGCACACUGUGUGGCAUCAUGGUUGCACACUCCAUUUCAUUCUAUGGGGACUUGUCAUCCAUGUGACCUUGAAUCCACAUACGGCAAGCCCACAUAUGGUGCUGGCAUGCUGUACAUUUCUUUUUUGUCUCAUGAAUUCAAUUCCCCACCUACUGAUAUAAAGGCCAAGAUUCUACAUUGCUUCAGCAAACAUUAAUAUUCACUGACAAAGUUUUGUUAUGCAGUCCCUAUACUGGAUUCCAAUAUUGUACAACACACUUGGAUCAAUGUGUAAAGUGCAUGGCUGCCAACCCAUUGUGUAAUUGCAAUGCAAGAUGUGCAGAGACAAUACAUAGAGACAACGUAUAUUCACUUAAUGUGCUUUAAUGCACUACUGUCUACAGAGUGGACCACCAUGCACAACUCUGUUUAUAUUGCCCUCAGCUGGAUACAACUCACUGUUGAUUUGUCCAAGAAAACAAUCUGCAUGUGUAGCACAAUAUAUACCUGUGUAUGCUAUUAAUAGGAUGCAAACCUUAGCUUCUAGAAGUUAAACUUUUAUCUCUUAUAGAAAAAGAUCUUGUAGUAUCUUUGAGGUAACUGUGUGAAACACCUAGUAUAAGCUUUCCUAGACAGUCUACUUCCUCAGAUUACCUCUUACGUUUCAGACAAAGACUUUUUAUCAUUAUAAACAUUUAUUUGUUUACUGUU